Acipenser ruthenus (sterlet) is the source of this 2064-nucleotide messenger RNA. RefSeq names its product lipoic acid synthetase (gene lias). Gene Ontology annotation, molecular function: lipoate synthase activity; 4 iron, 4 sulfur cluster binding. Bases 225 to 1352 code for a protein of 375 amino acids. Gene Ontology annotation, biological process: lipoate biosynthetic process. The record is from RefSeq and is a predicted model, not a curated record. Gene Ontology annotation, cellular component: mitochondrion. Lineage: Eukaryota; Metazoa; Chordata; Actinopteri; Acipenseriformes; Acipenseridae. The transcript is spliced from 12 exons.
GUGACAAUUCUUAAAUUUAAGUCUUUGACACCGUGAACUCUACUUUAAUUAUUCCCCCAUUUCUAGAAUACAUCUAUCUUUAUUGGUCUGUACGUUUUCUGUAGUUGCCAUAAAAUAUUCUGCAGUCACUCUUAAUCGAAUUCAGAUUUAUUGUUGUGCGAUCUAGUUGACUUUCAGGUUCUGCUGCAGAAAUAGCUUGAAAGAUAGGCUUUAUAGUCAUAGAAAUGUCUUUAUUUAAACACGCACAGUUUGCCAGUCGACAUCCUGGCAUUAGGCUGUGGUGGAAAUCAAAGGAACUUGAUUUUGUGACAGGACCGGUCUGUACAAGCCUUUUUAAUACAGUCAGGGCUUCCAGUUCAUUGCCAGACAAGAAGAAGGAGCUGCUGGACGGUGGACCCGAUCUCCAGGAUUUUAUAUCAGGCGAUCUGUCUGACAAAAACAGAUGGGAAGAGUACAAGGGGAACCUCAAACGACAGAAAGGAGAGAGGCUAAGACUCCCUCCUUGGCUGAAGACUGCGAUUCCAAUAGGGAAAAAUUACAAUAAACUGAAGAACACAUUGCGGAAUUUAAACCUGCACACAGUGUGUGAAGAGGCAAGGUGCCCAAACAUUGGAGAGUGUUGGGGAGGGGGAGAGUAUGCCACAGCUACAGCAACUAUCAUGUUGAUGGGAGACACCUGCACAAGAGGCUGCAGAUUUUGCUCAGUGAAAACCGCAAGAAAGCCUCCCCCACUGGACCCCAACGAGCCACACAACACAGCGAAGGCCAUCACUGAGUGGGGCCUGGACUAUGUGGUGUUGACCUCCGUGGACAGAGACGAUAUUUCUGAUGGAGGUGCAGAACAUAUUGCAAAAACAGUAACUUAUCUGAAAGAAAUGAGUCAGAAAAUCCUGGUGGAGUGCCUAACCCCUGAUUUCAGAGGUGACUUAAACGCUGUGGAGAGAAUUGCUUUGUCCGGAUUAGAUGUUUAUGCCCACAAUGUAGAGACUGUCAGAGAGUUACAGAGGCAUGUCCGUGACCCGCGAGCAAAUUUUGACCAAUCCCUUAGUGUCCUGAAGCAUGCCAAGAAAGUAAAGCCUUCUCUGUUAUCCAAAACAUCCAUAAUGCUGGGUCUUGGAGAGACAGACGCACAGGUGUAUGCAACAAUGAAAGAAGUAAGAGAGGCUGCCGUUGAUUGCCUGACUUUAGGACAGUACAUGCAACCUACAAAACGACAUCUAAAGGUGGAUGAGUAUGUUAGCCCUGAAAAGUUUCAGCACUGGGAGAAUGUGGGAAAAGAGCUGGGAUUUCUGUACACUGCAAGCGGACCACUAGUGCGCUCUUCAUACAAAGCAGAAUAUUCACAUAUUUAGAAAGCUGUUCUUGGCAUGACCUGGGAUUGUACCUGAUUUGUUUGAAAGGUGAAUUCUUCUUGAAGAACCUCAUUGAGAAAAGAAAAUUAGAAACCCAAUAAGACGACUCCUGACAAAUGGGUUGGACUACAAUAAUAAUAAAAAUAAUAAUAAAAAUAAUGAAAUACUUGAUAGAGUGAAGAGGACUGUAGGUGUGUCCCACUUAAGAGUUUAAUAUAUAUAUAUAUAAAAUCUGAGACCGCAUAUCCAAUUGUGAUGAAACUCGAUUAGAACAUGCUUCAAGUUAUUUAGAAUAUCAGAAUUAAGGCAUACAAGGUGGUGACUGUCCUUCUAUCUUUAUGUAGUACAUACAUCUCUAAUUACAUAUAUCUAGAUACUAGAGAACUGCUUAUCAAACUGAUAACUUUUCAAACAGAAGUGUGAGAAUCUGGAGAAAUUAAAUAUGGAGGAACUUAUCUGUACAUAUGUAGAUCCGUGAUCAUCUACUUUUUCAUAAUGUGUGUUUAUGCAAGCUGUACUGUGCUGUUAUUGCAGGGUAACAGUGAAUGGCAGAGAAAUCCCACUUGUCUUUAAUUGAAGAUAAAGGCGUUGUAUUGCAAUUUACAUAUUAAUGCCAAUAACUGAAGUCUCAAUGUAAGACAAUAUAGUGUAAAUUGCUGACCUUCAGUGAACAUUAUUACCAAUUCUAUGAAUAAAAUUGCGUACAACUGUU